AUGCCUCUUUACAACAUCACUCUCAAGGCCGGCGCUCCCGUCGAGGCACUGGAUGAGGCCAGGGAAACAGCCAAGGAGAAGGGCGGCAUUAUCAGACAUGAAUACAGCAUCAUCAAAGGCUUCACUGUCGAGUUCCCCGAUGAUACCGUCCAAACCUUCGAAUCUACUGAACAUGUCCACGUUGAGCAAGACGGCGCCAUGAAUACUCAGUAG
Molecule: messenger RNA, 213 nt
Organism: Penicillium mononematosum
Lineage: Eukaryota; Fungi; Ascomycota; Eurotiomycetes; Eurotiales; Aspergillaceae
Exons: 4
Coding region: 1-213 (70 amino acids)
Biological process (GO): vacuole fusion, non-autophagic
Molecular function (GO): endopeptidase inhibitor activity
Source: RefSeq, a predicted model, not a curated record